Molecule: messenger RNA, 1853 nt
Organism: Zea mays
Lineage: Eukaryota; Viridiplantae; Streptophyta; Magnoliopsida; Poales; Poaceae
Product: F-box domain containing protein expressed
Exons: 1
Coding region: 315-1505 (396 amino acids)
Molecular function (GO): protein binding
Source: RefSeq, marked predicted
GGGCGUGUCUUCCAUCGCUCCCCAAGGCCCCAGCCCCCAGGUACCCUUCGCUCCCCUUCCUCGUAUGCUGUGAGCGUCGUGGGGUCGUGGGGAGGAAGACGAUUUCGAGGGAGAGAGGCAAAGGGGAGCUCGCCCGCUCCAGGCACCCAUUCCUCUCGAACCCGACAUCUCUCUUGUUGUUUCGAGGUGCUGGAGCUCCCCCGCUUUCCACAAAAUCUGUGGAGAUUAUUCGAAACCAUCUCGUCGCUCACGAACGCGUCAGAGGUUUUGCAGAAACGGAGCGCGUGCGGCGUUCGUCGGCAACGUUGGCGUCCAUGGAGAGCACCGCGGGUCCGAGGAAGAGGCAGAAGGCCGCCUCGGCCUCUGGAUCCGUGGCCCCGUACUUGCCCCAGGAGCUCGUACGGAACAUCCUCCUCCGCCUGCCUUCCAGGUCCGUCCUCCGCUUCCGCGCCGUUUGCAAGGACUGGCUCCGGAUCGUCUCCGACCGCGAGUUCGCGGCCGACCACAACCGCCACCAGCCGGCGAUGCCCCUCGUCUCCUUCCUCCGCAGCGCCGCCGGUAGCAAGAGGGGGCAGACGGACUGCUGCGUCGACGCAUUUGACCUCAGCGCCGACAGUUUCCGGUCCGUCGUCCGGUUCGCCGACAAGGGGACGCGGUGCAGCAGCUUCGACAUCCACGGCUCCUGCGACGGUCUCCUCCUUCUCAGCUUCGAUGCCCGCUUCUACGUUUGCAACCCGGCAACGCACCAGUGGACGCGCCUCCCGGCGCCCCUCCGCGCCUCGUGGCUCGCCGGCUUCUACCGCCACGAGCCCACCGGAGAGUACCGGGCCUUGUUCUACCGGGGCCAGUGGCCCGGGACGGACUACUACAUCAUGGUGGCGGACUCCAGGAAAGGGAGGGGAAUUGGCCUGCCGUCGGAGAAAUAUGGGUACAAGUUCAGGAGACAACCGUAUAGCCUGCCGGUCCUGCUCCGCGGCCACCUCCACUGGAUGGCAGCCAUUGAAGGCUACGACUACGAGAUGUUGGCGUUCAACACGACGACUGAAAAGUUCACGGUUAUGUGCCCUCCUGUGGUUCGGUGGCACAUGUCGCUAGCUGAGGUGGGCAACGAGCUCGCGUUGUUGAGCUGCGGCCACCAGGUCCCGAUGCUCGAGCUCUGGAUUCUGAAGGAUUACGAGAACAAGAGCUGGGUCUGCACGCACUGGAUUCGGCUGCCGGAGUUGAAGAUGAGCACCUUCGCGUUCGAUGACUUCUCGCGAAUGAUUUUCGUGUCAGAAAAGGGAGUUCUGAUAGCCACCCCGGAGCAGAAGCUGUUGCGCUAUGACCUGAAUGGGACUCUGCUGGAAAGCUUCCCUUGCAAUAAUGGCAGCCAUCUCAAGAUUACUCCGUACACCUUCAAGGAGAGCCUCGUUCGGCAUGCAUUCUUUGAGACACCGGAUUGCAAUGCCGAUGGUCAUGAAGAUGAAGAUGAACCAGAACCACCACCUUUCUUCCUGGGGCUGUAGACCCGGACCCGGUGGUGAUGGAUCUCAUGGGAACCCUUGGUUGGAGUUGAUCAGCGGUUCAUGCUUCAGAUCGGUAUUACAGCCUCGGUAGAUGAACUGAGAGUAAGCUACAUUUUUCUUUUGUCUCUCUUUUAUACCCAUCAUUCCAUCAAUAAUGUCACUAUGUUUGUCUCCUUGAUGGGAUGCGGGCCAUGCGGCAUUGUGCAAACUGACUCCCAUCUCUCAUUAGUUCGAUGUUCUGAAACUAUUUCUGUUGCAGUUUUGAGUACUCCUGAACAAUUGUUACUGUAAAUGGCUGAGUUCGUGCUUCUUGCAAUAAUGCAAUACCAUACAUGAAAACUGUCAUCU